AUGAGAGCUUAUUACUGGCUCUUCUUUUUUUUCCAUCCCCUCGAGGUGGAAUCUUCCAACACCAUCGACAACGUCAAGUCCAAGAUUCAGAAGGAGAGCACACUUCACCUUAUCCUCCGUCUCCGUGGUGGUAUACAGAUUUUCAUCAAGACUCUCACCGGCAAGACAAUCCUCGAGGUGGAAUCUUCCGACACCAUCGACAACGUCAAGUCCAAGAUUCAGGACAAAGAGGGCAUUCCUCCUGACCAGCAGCGCUUGAUCUUUGCUGGUAAGCAGCUGGAAGACGGUUACACCUUGAGCGACUACAACAUCCAGAAGAAGAGCACACGAUUCUCUUUUUUUUUUGCUACUGAUUUCGACACGUUCCUGGAGAUCGUGACCCUUUUAAGGGAGAGGGAGAAGAAGGAGGCGGCGGCGGCCGGUGGUGGUGCUGGCGGUGGUGCUGGCGGUGGAGAUGAGGGCGGCGGCCCUGGACGCGGUGGCCACGGUGGUGGUGGUGGCUGUCGGGGAGGAGGGAAAGGCGGCAGACGCCGCGGAAAGCGUGGAUCCGGGAAGAAGAAGAAGGAAGAAGAGAAGAAGAAGAGGGAGGCCGUCGGCGACAGCGGCAGCAGUGUUGUUGGGGGAGGAGUCAUCAAACUCCCCCCAAUCCGAGGACGAGGCCGUGGCGGGACUCUGUCCCGGUCCCAGUGGAGACACCUGCGGGCUUUGGGCCUUGAGCCCGAAGAAGAAAAAGAAGAAGAAAAAGAAGAAGGAGAAGUAGAGGAAGAGGAAGAUGAUGAAGAUGCGGAGAUGGAUCUCCCUUGA
Molecule: messenger RNA, 804 nt
Organism: Trichoderma breve
Lineage: Eukaryota; Fungi; Ascomycota; Sordariomycetes; Hypocreales; Hypocreaceae
Product: ubiquitin family domain-containing protein
Exons: 7
Coding region: 1-804 (267 amino acids)
Biological process (GO): modification-dependent protein catabolic process; protein ubiquitination
Cellular component (GO): cytoplasm; nucleus
Molecular function (GO): protein tag activity; ubiquitin protein ligase binding
Source: RefSeq, a predicted model, not a curated record